This is a messenger RNA of Populus euphratica (Euphrates poplar), 896 nucleotides long. RefSeq lists its product as uncharacterized. NCBI's taxonomy places the organism in Eukaryota, Viridiplantae, Streptophyta, Magnoliopsida, Malpighiales, Salicaceae. Bases 208 to 633 code for a protein of 141 amino acids. The record is from RefSeq and is a predicted model, not a curated record. The transcript has 2 exons.
GUGAAAAAGUUAAAGAAUAGCACGCCAGGAUUAAGGCGGGAUCAGACAAAUUCUGUGUUCCUCACUCACACAAAACCCAAAAAACCCUUAUCUCUCUUCGCAUUCUCUCGAAACACCAAAAUUUAAAAGGAAAAAAAAAAAACAAGCUACUUCAAAACCCUCUCCCUCUCUCAGAAACACAAAAUUCUCGAUUUUUUCCUUUUUCAAAUGGCAAUUUCUUCAGGGAUUUUCUCUACUUUCUUAUCCACCGAAACGGUGCCACUUCUCAAGUUUCCUUCUCCUACAUCCACUCCUCCUCUCAGGAUUCUGGCUGCGCCUCCCGCAAACCCGCGCAUGGCGCGGAGUACUGUAGUUACUUGCGCCACGGCAUCGACCGGAAACCGUGCUCCACGCGGCAUAAUGAAGCCGAGGCGAGUCUCACCUGAAAUGGCGGACUUUGUUGGUGCUCCCGAGGUCUCUCGUACCCAGGUUCUCAAGAUUAUAUGGGCCCAUAUCAAGGAGCACAAUCUUCAGGACCCUAGUAACAAGAAGAACAUAAUUUGUGACGAGAAGUUGAAGAAGAUAUUUGCUGGUAGAGACCAGGUUGGAUUUCUUGAGAUUGCUGGGUUGAUUAGUCCUCAUUUCCUCAAAUGAAGUUCAAGAUAAUGGAUCCAGUCUUCAUGGUCAUCUUUCCCGUGGCAGGGCUGUCUUUUUUGUUGAUGAUAAUAGUCAAAAUUAUGCCUGGUGCUUUCGGCAGCUUGUGUUUUUGGUCUUAAUUAGCAGUACUUACGUGCAGAACUAGCUUUGUUUAGAAUUUUGCUUAUGGAUCCCUUAAAUAGUACGAUUUUCAAGAUGAUAUUAUAACUUUCUGCCAGUUUAUGCUUCUGUUGAUGAAUCUCAAAUUUUGAUUGAAUCUU